Molecule: messenger RNA, 1083 nt
Organism: Orbicella faveolata
Lineage: Eukaryota; Metazoa; Cnidaria; Anthozoa; Scleractinia; Merulinidae
Product: beta-2 adrenergic receptor-like
Biological process (GO): G protein-coupled receptor signaling pathway
Cellular component (GO): plasma membrane
Molecular function (GO): G protein-coupled receptor activity
Source: RefSeq, a predicted model, not a curated record
AUGCCUCACUUUAUGGCAUGGCUUAGCACCUGCAACACAAGCUGUGUGAAAAACAAUAGGUCAAGCAAUGAAACUGAAGCUGGAAACGAAGACACGCUUCUUCCUCCGCCAUUGAUUGUUCUUCUGUUCUUCAUGUGUUUGCUGAUUGUUGCAGUCAAUGGCUUCGUCAUCUUCUUGACCUGCCAAAGGAAAAUACUGAGAACGCUUACAAAUAUGUUUCUUACUUCAUUGGCGAUUUCAGAUCUCAUGUCAGGUCUGGUGGGAAUUCCUCUUCUUGCCAUCUGUUUGGUGAAAGACAUAAUUAUGGUGUGCGUCUCCUCCACAAUUUUUAUUCGAUUCACCGCCAUCUCUUCAGUCUGCCAUGUUCUGCUCAUCGCUUCUGAUCGCUACAUGUUUAUAGUUCACGACAUGAAAUAUCAUUCUAUUGUAACAAAAUGGCGAGCUAUCGCUUCCAUUUUUUCCAUUUGGCUGUUGUCAUUUCUAGCUUCUGUUAUUCAACUGUCUUGGCACAAUCUCGACGAAGCCGCGCUAACUGAAUUUGAAAGUAGAACACAAGAUAUUGAUAUAAAGUACAGCCUAGCUUGUAUCGCGCUGUUCUUUGCAGUUCCUUUGUUGUUUAUGUGUUAUAUUUAUGGACACAUAUUCUACAUUUCGUUUAAACGCAACAAAACUGAUCGUCAAUUGAACAAGAAUCUUCAGCAGCCCAGCUGUCGAUCAUUACUUCAAGAGUGGCGAGGACGCAGCGUUUUGCUGAUCACAAUGGUGAUUUUUGCCGGCUGCUGGUUGCCAUUUUUCUUGAUGGUACUUGAUGCACACAUGGAAUCAUCACCGUUUUCUCUUCUGCCAGUGUCGAUAGAGCGUCUACUAGUAUUUCUCGGUUUCCUUCCUCCGCUGUUAAACCCAGUCCUGUGCACAUUGGCAAAGAAAGAUUUCCGACAUGCAUUAAAAGAAGUAGUCCUCCGAAGGGAACCCUCGCGCCAGUGUGAAGGAAACUGCACUUUUUCAAGUCGUGCGCAAACGGUUACUAAGUGCAAAAGACAGUGUAGAGGGCAAAAGAGGAGAAACGAAGUAACACUGAUGUGA